AUGACUUCCUCGGCGGAUGUCAAGUUCACGACACAGAUCAUGCCUCUACGGCAAUCAGAUAUCACAUUUAACCUCUCUGCCGCACCACUGCAUCCCUACGACUCACCAACCCUCACGAUCCGGCCAUCAGAGACGAAGGACGCGUUAGAUCAGGCGUCGCAUUACCUCAACGAAACCACACAACCCGUCGCGUUUCCGACAGAGACGGUGUAUGGACUCGGCGCAGACGCCCGGAAAACGGAGUCGGUGCGGAGUAUUUAUGCUGCGAAAAAGCGUCCGGCGGACAACCCACUCAUCGUCCACAUCGGCUCCCUAACCCAACUCCGACACCUCCUCCGCACAUCGCCCACCCAAAACGACAAAGAUCUCAUCCCAGCAAUCUACCACCCCCUCAUCAACAAAUUCUGGCCAGGGGCCUUGACGAUCGUAUUACCCCUCCCCAAACCAAGUCCAAUCUCGACACUCGUCACAGCGGGACAGUCAACAUUCGCGGUCCGCCUCCCCUCCCAUCCACUAGCUCUCGCCCUCCUCCUACACUCCGACUGCCCCCUCGCCGCACCCUCCGCAAACGCCUCAACCCGCCCCUCACCAACCCUCGCCUCCCACGUCCACACCGACCUCGGAUCCCGCAUCCCCUUCAUCCUAGACGGUGGCGCCUCGAAUGUUGGUGUCGAGUCGACUGUGGUGAAUGGGCUUGUGAGUCCACCUGUUGUGCUCAGACCUGGCGGUGUUUCGGUUGAGGAGAUUAAGACUGUGGGAGGGGUGUGGGGGGAUGUGGUUGUGCAUCGGCCUGGGAGGAAGGAUUUGGAGGGUGUACCGCAGGCGCCGGGGAUGAAGUAUCGGCAUUAUUCGCCGAGUGCGCGGGUUGUGUUGUUUGAGAAUGUCCCUGUAACCGAUAUCGUGCGCAUCCUCGACACUCCCGCGAAAGAGAACGUGAAAAAUAAAAAGGUUGGGGUUAUGCGGACACGAACAUGGUCUGCCCCGGGCGCAGAGACGGCGUUGAGAGAACUCGGGGCAAGCGAGGUGCUGGAUAGGAGUUUGGGCACGGAUGGGGAGGAUAUUUCGAGGGGGUUGUUUGCGGUGUUGAGGGAGUUGGAUGGGGAGGGGUGUGAUAUGAUUUUUGUUGAGGGGGUUGGGGAGGAAGAUGAGGGUCUUGCUAUUAUGAAUAGAUUGCGGAAGGCGGCGAGUGAGACGGUUGUUCAGGCAUAG
Molecule: messenger RNA, 1209 nt
Organism: Saitoella complicata NRRL Y-17804
Lineage: Eukaryota; Fungi; Ascomycota; Saitoellomycetes; Saitoellales; Saitoellaceae
Product: SUA5/yciO/yrdC family protein
Exons: 1
Coding region: 1-1209 (402 amino acids)
Biological process (GO): regulation of translational fidelity
Cellular component (GO): cytoplasm
Molecular function (GO): nucleotidyltransferase activity; tRNA binding; double-stranded RNA binding
Source: RefSeq, a predicted model, not a curated record